CUCCUUCUCCAAGCCGAAUUCGUCAUCACCUAUAAAACGGCCACCACCUCCCUCCCGUGGCCUCCCUCUUUAUUUCCGCGGAACGGCGGCGUGCGGGACUUGGUUUCUCGCGGCUUUCCUUUCCCCAUGGCGGAGUUCGGAGAGGAGGACCUGGCCGUCGCGGCCGCCAAGAUUCUGCUCAGCCUCCGGAGCAGGAACCUCGUGCGGUGGCCGGAGUGGAUCGCCCGGCCGUACGACGGUCUCCAGCGGCCAGAGGAGGCCGAGCUGCCGCCGAUCCCGGAGGGAUGGCCGAAGCGGCCGCGGUCGCGGCUGCCUGCGCGGGCUGAAGGAACCGCGUGUCUGCCGUCGCUGAAGAGCCCCUCCGCGCGGCCGGGGCGCCCCGUUCUCGGCGGAUCCGGCGCGUGUUCCGGCGAGGAGGAGGAGGAGGAGGAGGAGGAGAGGGCGUGGUCUGCCCCGAAGCCGAAGCGCCUGUCUUUCACCGCGCGGAGGCCGGAGGUACCGCCGCACUACUUCUCAGGCUCGGCAACCGGGUCCGGCCCUUCCACGAGCGGCGCCGACCGGGCGCGGUCGCGGCGACGGGUGCGCGUGAGCGAGAAGGCGACUGCCACCAGCGUGGAGUCGAGCCCGGAGACGCCCUUCGACUUCGCCAACGCCGCCGGAUCGGGAGCGUCCUCGAGCGGCGACGAAGCAGCGCGGCCGACGGCGGCGCAGGGGUCGGGCGGAGGCGGAGGGCCGUCGAGCGGCACCGAGGGGCGCGGCUCGCCGACGAAGCGCUCGCGGACGGACCUCGCCGCCGGCGAAGCUGCGGCGACCGAGGCUAAAGUGGAGGAGCACAAGAUCAAGGAGGAUUACCGGGACGAGAAGGGCCACCUGCUGUUCGACCUCAACGAAGCUUGGGGUGGUAACUAACAGCAACAGGCGAUCGAGCAGAGGAUUCUGCUUAGCUAUAUAGCUCCUAGUUCGUGUGCUCUCAAAUGUACAUAAAGAGGUCCGGCUAGUAGGAGAGGAGAUAGUAAGGUGAGGGUUAAUUAGCUUAGACAAAGGGGGGUUAGUGAGUGAGUACACUCAUCAUCAUCAUUAGAUUUGUCAGGUUAGUUUAAUCGGUCUGCUCUGUUCGCCUGUGUUGUGCUAUAUGCACUGGAUAUCGUUUGUCAUUCGGAAAGUCGAUCAAUGGAAAUAUGAUGCACAUUA
Messenger RNA from Triticum aestivum (bread wheat), 1191 nucleotides. Its product is annotated as circumsporozoite protein. Bases 127 to 909 code for a protein of 260 amino acids. The record is from RefSeq and is a predicted model, not a curated record. Lineage: Eukaryota; Viridiplantae; Streptophyta; Magnoliopsida; Poales; Poaceae. The transcript is spliced from 2 exons.